Messenger RNA from Siniperca chuatsi (mandarin fish), 2830 nucleotides. RefSeq names its product transmembrane protein 59-like (gene tmem59l). Lineage: Eukaryota; Metazoa; Chordata; Actinopteri; Centrarchiformes; Sinipercidae. The coding region runs from base 139 to 1155 and encodes 338 amino acids. The transcript is spliced from 8 exons. The record is from RefSeq and is a predicted model, not a curated record.
CAGAAGCAGAUCAGCGGAGCAGACAGGACCCGGGCUGAGGCAGCAGCAGCAGCAGCAUCCACACCAGCAGCGCCGCCACAAAGGGAGCUCAGUGCUGGUUCAAGCUCGACUCUCCUCUCCUCCUCUCCAGGGUUUCAGAUGCUCCGGCUCGGCGGCAGGAUGUGCGGCUUGUCGGCCCUCCUCUCGCUGCUUCUCGCUGGGCUCGCUGCGGCGUCCUCGGAUCUGUUUGACAACCAACUGGGCGACAUCAAUUACUGCAAAAAGCAAUGCCAGCUCACCAUCAAAAACAAAAGCCCUGCUAAAGACUCCAUAAUGAACGCCUGUCACCGCGGCUGUCGCCUCUACUCCAUCUGCCAGUUUGUCAAUGACAACACCGGCUUCAAUACCAGCAGGGAGGAGUGUCAGGGAGCCUGCCAGGAGGCAUAUAUCAAGCUGCUGGAGCAGGAGGCCUGCAGCACCGGCUGUGCCAGCCAACCCUCUGAACCUGAGAUCAAGAGGAGGAAGCUCAAGGCCAUGACUCUCCGCCCUAAACCCCCCUCUGUGAUGGAGGCCGUGUCCAGCUGGUGCAAUGACAUCGUCAGCUCUGCCCAGAGCUUCAUCUCCUCCACCUGGACCUUCUACCUGCAGGCUGAUGAUGGCAAGGUUGUGGUUUUUCAGAGCCAGCCAGAGAUGGAGUACUCUCUGCCCGAGCUGCAGGCUCCUCGAUCCAACGUGGCGGACAAACCCUGGCCUCAGGUCCACUCUCACACCCAGAGACCCCAUGGUGUGAGGGGACAUGGCGAGAGGGGAGCAUCCAAAGUGGGAGGCAAAGGGAAGCACCCUGUCCAGCACACAGACAACCCCACAGCUGAGCACGACUUCCUCGGCUGCAUGUCGAGACGUUCAGGUCUUCCCCGGUGGAUUUUAGCGGCCUGUCUCUUCCUGUCCAUCAUGGUCAUGUUGUGGCUCAGCUGUGCCAGCCUCGUCACCGCACCAGAGCAGCACAUCAAGACGCAGCUGAGUAUCAACGGAGAUAAAGAGUUUCUGGAUAAUGCCCACAAAGUCAACCCGUACCACCUGAGUCCUGUGAUCGCUGUCGGCGUGAAACAAUCAGAGGAGAGUCAGGAGGCGGGGCCACUGCCGGUGAAAGUUGACCUCAACAAAACCUGUGUUUAGAAAGGACCAGUGGGAGAGCUGCCGUCUUGUUUCCCAGGUUAACCAUGUCUGAAAUCCUUGGCCUGUCGGUGAAAGGGGUGAAACAAACAAAUCAUGGGACUCACUCAGUCACCAGAAUUUUUUAAAACAUAUUUUUAAGAGCAUGGCACCCUCCCGUCAUUUAGAAUUAUCAUACUGAAGCAUCUAGCUUGGUCUUGUUGGUCUGAAGGCACUUCAUUUACCUGUACAGUCCAGAUUUCUUCAAGUCCAUCCUCAGAUUUUCCUUAAUGAUCAGUAUGCUCAUUGCUUAUUGAUAAGUCAGAGCUCUUGUCUCAGAGCCACGCUGGAGACAAGCAGAGAGGAUGGAUUACAGCUGAGAGCUUUCACAUCAUUUAUCAUGUCUAGUGUGGACAAGAGAAGACAAAGAUUCAUUUUAGAUUUAAUUUUGCCAUCGUUCUCACAGAGAGUUUGGAUUAAUUGAUGGGUUACUGAGAGCAAAACAAAAGGGGUAAAACAGUGAGAGAGAGGAAAGGAAGAUGAAUGGAAAGUGGGCUAAAUACUUGUGAGCACGGCAGGAAACAGAUGCUGUAGCUCACAGUUUAUGAUCUGUUUACAUAAUCAGCAUUAUGAGCUGUUUAGUAAAAACUGUAUUAUAUGAUGGCCUUGAAAUCCUGUUUUUCCCCUCACAACGUAAAACAUUCUCACCAAGUUCUGAGAAACAAAGGCAUACCUACUCUACAAACUACAAUAGUGUCUUUUGUUUGUUUGUGUAUGUUUGGAUAUGUCUGGGUGCAUGUGUACAUCUACAACAGCACACAUACAUUUAUGGGGAGCAAAUACAAAAAACUGGAACACUGCUGAAAACUGGACGCUCUGUCUGAGAAUGAGCAAAAAUAAAACCUCUUUUUAUUUUUCUUCUCUAUUUAUUCAGUAUCAUCGACAUUAGUUAUCUGUUAAAUAGUGUUAUUGAAGUGCCAUGUACAGUUAAUACAUCAUACAAAUGCAAUUGCUCUGUAUGUAAAAUACAUUGUAACACAGAUUAGAAAGAGAUGCAUAGAGAGAAGAUUGCACCUAUUACUGUAUUAUUAUUAUUAUUAUUAUCAUCUUAUAAUUACUCUUAUAUCACUUCAAGAGUUCUUAGCUGUUAUAUGUGCCACGUGCUUUCUAAUAGCUGACUAUUUUGUAUGUCCUAGGAGCACACACUGAAGGAUAACCUCCGUAAAAAUGUGUAAUGCAAAGCUUUUAACAUAGACCUUUGUUAUUGAACAGAGUCGCACAGUCUUAGAGAAGAUUUUCUGUUUUCUUCUCAGUGCUUUUGAUGUCCUGUAACGCUCUGUUUUCAUCCAGGCUAUGUAGACAAUAAACCGUGCAUGCAAGUGACGCUUCGAUAGUUUAACUGCCCGCCAUGCCAGUAUGGCAAGCCUCUUCUGUAGACUUGUGAUUUUUUGUGUUACUAUUUACUGUAAACAUUGAAUAGAAUGUGUAAUGAUGAAUGACAAUAUCCUCAUGAUUUACAGGAAGGACUCUUAAUUAAAAAGCCAUUCAAUCAAUAUCUGUGCUGGUUCAAACCGAAGGUAUACCACAAGGAAUAUGAUAUGAAUUUCAAACUGUAUUGUUUCCUUUUUACUAGUCUGUUUAUUUUCAAUGAAAUGAUACUUACAACAUGAUGAAAUAAAGUGUUUUCAUUGUGAAUAAA